UUUCCUGGUUCGCCGGCGGCCAUUUUGGGUGGAAGCGAUAGCUGAGUGGUGGUGGCUGCUGAUUGUGUUCUAAGGGGACGGAGUGGGGUAAAGACGUUUGCUCUCCUGGAACAGCCUAUCUCAUUCCUCUCCUUCGACUACCCGUGGCGCGGAGAGUCAGGGCGGCGGCUGCAGCAGCAAGGGCGGCGGUGGCGGCGGCGGCAGCUGCAGUGACAUGUCCAGCAUGAAUCCCGAAUAUGAUUAUUUAUUCAAGUUACUUCUGAUUGGCGACUCUGGGGUUGGAAAGUCUUGCCUUCUUCUUAGGUUUGCAGAUGAUACAUAUACAGAAAGCUACAUCAGCACAAUUGGUGUGGAUUUCAAAAUAAGAACUAUAGAGUUAGAUGGGAAAACAAUCAAACUUCAAAUAUGGGACACAGCAGGCCAAGAAAGAUUUCGAACAAUCACCUCCAGUUACUACAGAGGAGCCCAUGGCAUCAUAGUUGUGUAUGACGUGACAGAUCAGGAGUCCUUCAAUAAUGUUAAACAGUGGCUGCAGGAAAUAGAUCGUUAUGCCAGUGAAAAUGUCAACAAGUUGUUGGUAGGGAACAAAUGUGAUCUGACCACAAAGAAAGUAGUAGACUACACCACAGCAAAGGAAUUUGCUGAUUCCCUUGGAAUUCCAUUUUUGGAAACCAGUGCUAAGAAUGCAACGAAUGUAGAACAGUCUUUCAUGACGAUGGCAGCUGAGAUUAAAAAGCGAAUGGGUCCUGGAGCAACAGCUGGUGGUGCCGAGAAGUCCAAUGUUAAAAUUCAGAGCACUCCGGUCAAGCAGUCAGGUGGAGGUUGCUGCUAAAAUUUGCCUCCGUCCUUUUCUCACAGCAAUGAAUUUGCAAUCUGAACCCAAGUGAAAAAACAAAAUUGCCUGAAUUGUACUGUAUGUAGCUGCACUACAACAGAUUCUUACCGUCUCCACAAAGGUCAGAGAUUGUAAAUGGUCAAUACUGACUUUUUUUUUAUUCCCUUGACUCAAGACAGCUAACUUCAUUUUCAGAACUGUUUUAAACCUUUGUGUGCUGGUUUAUAAAAUAAUGUGUGUAAUCCUUGUUGCUUUCCUGAUAUCAGACUGUUUCCCGUGGUUGGUUAGAAUAUAUUUUGUUUUGAUGUUUAUAUUGGCAUGUUUAGAUGUCAGGUUUAGUCUUCUGAAGAUGAAGUUCAGCCAUUUUGUAUCAAACAGCACAACCAGUGUCUGUCACUUUCCAUGCAUAAAGUUUAGUGAGAUGUUAUAUGUAAGAUCUGAUUUGCUAGUUCUUCCUUGUAGAGUUAUAAACGGAAAGAUUACACUAUCUGAUUAAUAGUUUCUUCAUACUCUGCAUAUAAUUUGUGGCUGCAGAAUAUUGUAAUU
Molecule: messenger RNA, 1381 nt
Organism: Capra hircus (goat)
Lineage: Eukaryota; Metazoa; Chordata; Mammalia; Artiodactyla; Bovidae
Gene: RAB1A
Product: RAB1A, member RAS oncogene family
Molecular function (GO): GTP binding; GTPase activity
Source: RefSeq, marked provisional